AUGUCAAGGAUGGGCUCUGUGCUGCAAGGCAUAUCAUGUGACAAGGAAGAUAUCCCCUCUCACCCUGAUAAUCGCUCCCUCUAUGCAGAAUUGCGCCUGAUGCACUCACUAUUCCUGAAGCCACGUUCUUUCACUGCUUCCAAUUUUAUUGCAAUGUGCGCUGAGCCGGGCACAUCUGCCGUCAAUGGCGAGAGAGACCCCGGCGAACAAGCUCCCGCUCUAGCAGAUGGCGUCAGUGACGCUGCCGAGCAUAAUCGUAUUAACGAAAAUCAACCCGGCGACAAUGGCGCUGACACACCUACAACCGAUCUUCAAAGCGCAAUGGCCCGUGAGCGAAAGCGUCUGGCGCGGAAGCGAAAGCGAGAAGCUCAGCGUUUGAAGCGCCGGCAAAACACCAGUGUGUACGUCACGGGUCUUCCUGCGGACGUGACGGAGCAGGAGCUCGCCGACUACUUCACUAAGUGUGGAAUCAUUUUGCCUAGUGCCGAGACAGGGCUACCGCGAGUCAAACUCUACACUGAUGAGAAUGGAGACUUUAAAGGAGAUGGUCUGGUUACGUAUGCGAUGCAGCCAAGCGUGGAGAAUGCGGUCACGCUUUUAGACAACGCUCCAAUACGGCCGGGGGGAACGCCCAUUGGCGUACAGGCGGCAACUUUUGAUCACAAGCAAGAAUGGGACGGGAAAAGACAUAAAAGUAGCUUCCGGCCUCGGGAAUUGGUACAGGAGGCUUUGAGCUGGGCUGAGGAGGGCCAGGAAGUGGCGAAGACGACGCGCAUAGUGAUUCUGAAGAACGUAUUUGGUGCUAAGGAUGCCGACUACAACGUGAUUCGUGAGGACAUGGAGGAAGGGUGUGGGGCAUGUGGAACAGUGGAGAAGAUUACCGUUUUUGAGCGCAAUGCAGAAGGGGCGAUCGCAGUGAAGUUUGCUUCUUUGGAGGCAUGCGUUGAGUGCAUCAAGGUGAUGAAUGGGCGAUGGUAUGAUGGGCGCAAACUAAGUGCCGAGUUUUAUGACGGGGUGAGCGAUUUCCGAUACAAGGAGACCGAGGAGGAAAAAUCAGAACGCGAAAAGCGGUGGCAGGAAUGGCUUGAGGCUGAGGGAGACAAGACAGAAAAGGAUCCCUCCGUGUCAUAG
Molecule: messenger RNA, 1131 nt
Organism: Chondrus crispus (carragheen)
Lineage: Eukaryota; Rhodophyta; Florideophyceae; Gigartinales; Gigartinaceae
Product: similar to HIV TAT specific factor 1
Exons: 3
Coding region: 1-1131 (376 amino acids)
Biological process (GO): mRNA splicing, via spliceosome
Cellular component (GO): U2-type spliceosomal complex; U2 snRNP
Molecular function (GO): RNA binding
Source: RefSeq, a predicted model, not a curated record